AUGAACUCAACAAAGGCAAGCCUAGGAGCGAGUGCCAAGAAAGCCCGGGGCAAGGACUACCCGCUCUGGGCCGCACAUCUGCUGAGGAGGACAUGCGCGCACCGCAAGAUCCCGAGGAUGUCGAAGGAGGGCGACAAGCAUGUCCUGGUGCAGGCCCUCCGAUCUCACGACGGCAACAUGAACCGGCCAUGUCCGUACUAUGACGACCUCAAUGCUAUCACAGCCGGCAAAUCUGGACGCAGAAACGGGGAGGAGGACGAGGAGGAGGGAGCCAUUCCUGCCAAAGCACUCCUUACGUUUCGAAAUGUUGUCGGGAUGGUCGCCAUAGCACGUGACAGUAACGUGCCGUUUCAAGUCGAUAAUGUGGAGUACAGUGUGGCGGACCUUUACGACGCCCUGGCCAAGGAAGACGAAGCGGGAAAGGGGGAUUCUGCGGGCGGGAGUACUCCCACUGGUGGUUCAUCGACGGGUGGUGCAGCCGGACCGGACGGGGAUGGUUCCGUCGGAGGGAGCGGCAGCAACACGGAGCGCAAGGGCCCACACUGCAUGAUGCGGCUCGUUGGGAUCCUGUGCGAAGACGCCAUCCGCCCACUUCUCAUAGAGAGCCGCUUGCAGGCGACCCGGCAGGACCUGGACACCUCAUCAGUCGGGCCGCGGAACGAAUUGUGGACAGAGGUCACCGCGCGCUUCCGAGACCCUGACCACCAGGUGAGAAAAAUCGUGGACGACGAGCAAGUGUCUCACGUCGACCCGAACAUCAUCCAGCAACCAAACAUCUCGGCGGAGAAGCUUUCCAGGAUGUGGGCUACGGCAAAGGCGAAGUGGAACCAGCCUUAUGCCGACUGGAAGAGUGAAUCCGGCAACAACCAGCCAUGGCUUUCAUUUUGUCAAGGGUGCACGGACACGUAUGUUCUCGGUUGCGCAAUCGAGAAAUACCCCGAGCUGAACCAAGUGUGCAACAAUCUCCUCCCCGAGGGCGCUCAGCGAGAGGACGACGGGACCGGAGAGGGCAUUGUCGGCACAGGCGGUGCCGACCGCCGGGCGGCCGCCAAGCGGGAGGGCGCCAGGCUCCACGAGCAGAACAGGCGGGGAAAAAAGCAAAAAAACAAGGGGGUGGGGCAAAGCGUGGCAGAGGCUACGUCCGCUGCCAUGAAAACCGCAAUCAAAGAUAUGGAGCCACUGCUGGAAAAGGUUGGGCGGAUCAGAAAAAUCAGAGUGGUACAAAAAAAAAGAGGAACACGCUUGCAAGACUGCUGAACA
Messenger RNA from Ectocarpus siliculosus, 1260 nucleotides. Lineage: Eukaryota; Phaeophyceae; Ectocarpales; Ectocarpaceae. The record is from the annotation of a GenBank genome assembly.